Nilaparvata lugens (brown planthopper) is the source of this 2350-nucleotide messenger RNA. RefSeq lists its product as uncharacterized. Lineage: Eukaryota; Metazoa; Arthropoda; Insecta; Hemiptera; Delphacidae. The transcript has 2 exons. The record is from RefSeq and is a predicted model, not a curated record. Bases 143 to 2350 code for a protein of 735 amino acids.
GUUAGUCUCUUCUUCUCGACGAACUAACUCUCACCCCCCAACACCCUUCCUGUCGAACAUUCAAUAGGACAUCGAAAAUUUCCCACAGGAAAAGUUAAACAAGAAAAGAUAAGAGCCUACAUUCUAGUUGCCUGAUAUCAGGAUGAAGAUAUGGUGGUGGCUGGUUCUGACAAUACAAUUGGCCUGCUGCAAAGUGCAAGCGCAAGGCGAGAGCGACUGUCUCGACCCCGACUGCAAGAGCCGACAACCGUGGACCGAAAGUGCUGUGAAACGCCAACCGCUGCUGUCAAGAUGGGACUGUCUCGACGCCGACUGCAAGAGCCGACAACCGUGGACCCAAAGUGCUGUCAAACGCCAACCUCUGCUGUCAACAUGGGGCAGUCAGCGACUUUCCGACCUCUUCUACUUCGACUACAAACGCAGACCGGCGUUCUCCAGCUGGGGAGGCAAACGAGGCCCGGCCUUCUCCAGUUGGGGAGGCAAGAGGAGUGCGCCAUCAAAUGCCUCCAAUUACGUCACAAUUCCCUACUACACCAGUGAUACAUCGGAUUCACUCAAUGAAGAUUGGAAUGACAUUGACACCAGUAAACUCCAUCUACAUUCAAUACCAGAGAAGAUUCCUUCAAUACCAUUCUCCAGUACUUGGGUCCCCAGGGAUGAAAACUUUCUUGACAGUAGUGUACCUGGGGAAAAAUCUUACCUAAAGUAUAUUCCAUUCGAAGAAAUUUUAUAUGAGCCUCAAUCAGACAAUGAAAUGGAUAAAUUAUAUCAGCAAGGUGAUACAUUGAGCAAUAUAGAUGGGAAAAGAGCUGCAGCAUUUAAUAGUUGGGGUGGAAAACGUAAUGCAGCAUUCAGCAGCUGGGGAGGUAAACGAGCUGCUGCUUUCAACAGCUGGGGAGGUAAGAGGAAUGCAGCUUUUAACAGCUGGGGUGGUAAGAGAGCUGAGGAACUGAAUGAUUUAGAUAAGGAUAAACGAGCUGCAGCAUUUAACAGCUGGGGAGGUAAGAGGAAUGCAGCUUUUAACAGCUGGGGAGGGAAAAGAGCAGAAGAAUUAAAUUAUUUAGAUGAAGAUAAACGAGCUGCAGCAUUUAACAGCUGGGGAGGUAAACGAGCUGCAGCUUUCAACAGCUGGGGAGGCAAGAGAAAUGCAGCUUUCAACAGCUGGGGAGGUAAGAGAGCUGCAGCUUUCAACAGCUGGGGAGGUAAGAGAUCUGAAGAAUUAGAUAACUUUAAAAGAGUACCAGAAUCUUACAUUUCGGGCGAAGAUAAGAGAGCUGCAGCAUUUAAUAGUUGGGGAGGCAAGAGGGUACCGGCCUUCAAUAGUUGGGGAGGUAAGCGGGCAGCAGCUUUCAACAGUUGGGGAGGCAAAAGAACUAACACAGCCUUCAGUAGCUGGGGAGGUAAGAGAUCUGACGGUUUGAAUAAAUUGGAUGAAGAUAAAAGAGCUGCUGCCUUCAACAGUUGGGGAGGCAAGAGAAUACCAGCAUUCAAUAGUUGGGGUGGAAAACGAAGCCAGUUGAUAGGUGAGGAAGAUUUAGAUUCGCAUAAUGAGGGCAGUAAUGAUGAGGAUUCAAAAAACGUUGGGAAUUAUACACAUCAGAAUGCUUUGGAAUUUGAUACUAGUGAUCAAACUACUGAAAUUCCACAGGUUAUCAACCCUAUAAAAACAAUUAUUUCAUCUUAUGAUGUGAGGGAUCGCGAAAAUGACAAUGAAGAUGAAGGUAGUAAGAAUGACUCUUCAAUCAGAGAGAAACGAAAACGUAUGACGAUAAGAGCUGGAAAGCGGAAGCCUAGAUUUUACAGCUGGGGUGGAAAAAAGCGAAGUGAGUCUGAAUCUGAUGAAUAUGAAGACGAGUAUUCAUCAGAUUUGUCAUCUGAUGAAGACUAUCGGUUCGAGCCACUGGAGAGUAUCGAAGAUGAGAAUGUAAUUGAGGAUGAUAAAAACAUUAGGAAACGCAUUGAUGAGUUAUACACCACACAUUCCAGAUCGGGAUUCAGUGGAAAAAGGAAGCCUGCGUUUUCCAGUUGGGGCGGUAAACGGAGUGGACCUGAUGGCAAAGAUGAUGAAGUCAAAACUGAGAACAAUUCCAGAAUGAAAAGGAGUAUUGUAGAUGAGGAUUGGACCAAUGAAGUGUGGGGAGGAGAUUCGAAUGACCUGAUGGAUAACUCACUGAUUCCAACAAACACUGUGACGUGCUGUGUGAAGAAACUGCAAUAUGGAGACAGGAAUUUAUUCAUGCAAAUGCUAUUCAGAACCAACGGUUUCAGAGAUCUCUCUUGGCCAAGUAUUAGACCCAAUAGACGAGGUGCAGAUUUCUAUGCAUGGGGAGGCAAAAGGACUUCGUUAUAA